Strongylus vulgaris is the source of this 246-nucleotide messenger RNA. The record is from the annotation of a GenBank genome assembly. NCBI's taxonomy places the organism in Eukaryota, Metazoa, Nematoda, Chromadorea, Rhabditida, Strongylidae.
AUGAGUACGCGUGACUUAUUAAUACUCAAGGGGAUGCGUGUCAGCGGAUUUCUUGUGUUCAUUGCUUGUAUCAUCGCUUGGGCGUUCGCAUCACCGGUAAGCGAUACGGAAGCAGCAUACAGGAUAUUGAAUAAAUAUCUUCAACGAUUUGGCGGUGACGAUCUGCAAGAUGUCUAUUUAGUUGGAGAUCAUGGAAUAGUAGUUGAGCAUGAGCAUCUGAUGAGCGGAUUCUUGAUGAGCCUUUAA